UGUCUGGUCUUGGCAUCGACUAUCCCAGUGCUUCUCCCCGUCUCAACAUCAAUCUUGAUACUCCGUACAGCUGUCCAAUCCAAAAGGCAUUCACCGCAGAGAUGGCUUCAAAAAAGGAUAUGCGGAGAGUAGAUCUUGUCGUCCCCUAUGUCGACCCGCCCAAAGACAAGGACAAUGCUGACAUGUCGGGCGCCAUGACCAGCACCCUGCCCAUGGCCGCAAUGUUUACCAGGAAUAGGAUGAUUGGAUGGGUUUCCUUUGUGUUCGCGCUACAGAACUGGCUGGCAGAGUCCCCAGACCAGAAGGAAACUGCGUCGACUCCAGGCUACAUGUCGGUUUUCAUGUCCUUGAUGGCAUUGGUAGUGGUAUGUUUUCAGACUAUCUAUGCCCACAGAGUCCUUUCGUUUUUGAAUCCUGUGCUGAGACCUCAUGUAGACGUAUUUUCCUCUAUUCAUACCCCCGCCGUCCCAGCGCGCUGGAGCACCGGCGGCUCCUUCUACUUCCCCAUAGGGAACUCGCGCGGUGGUUGGAAGUGUAUAAUAUUCUGUUGGAGAAAGUUGCUGGGCUAUGAACCGGAAGGAGCAUAUGCGUAUUAAUCACCUGUACUGCCCGCACUACCGUUGGGUUUUGUAUGAAUAUUCGGUCUAUCUGUGUAGUGACAUAUCUAUGUACUACUAAUAGAGGCCAUUAUUAAUGCUAAUACCCACCUAGGUAGCUUCCGCUGGCGAGUUCUCCAUAGGUAACUGAUGCAUCAGGGGUGUAACUGGUAACUUAUCGGCAGGUGGAAGAUACGAGAUUGGCCACCGGAUCACGUGCUCACCGCCUUCCCCCUCAGCCCCUCAAAAAGGGUUUGUUGCUCUCUUCCUCUCCUUUCGAUCUUCCACCUUCCUCAUCAUCCA
Messenger RNA from Monascus purpureus, 899 nucleotides. The record is from the annotation of a GenBank genome assembly. Lineage: Eukaryota; Fungi; Ascomycota; Eurotiomycetes; Eurotiales; Aspergillaceae.